AUGGUGUCAAUAAUCGAGCAUGUGGUGUUGUUCAAGGUGAAAGAAGACGCUACACAAUCAGAAAUUGAUUCCAUGGUAGAACGAAUUAAUUCUCUUGUCACCCUCGAAAAGCCACAACCACUUCACCUCACAAUGGGUCCAAUAUUAGUAAGUAGUAUUCGAUCCUCAUCUCUUUCACCUUUGAAUUUCACUCACAUACUCCAUAUCCGAUUCAGAUCCAAGGAAGACCUCCAUGCCUUUGCGGUGCACCCUACACACGUGGCAGCCAUCAAAGCCAACGCGCCUUUAGUUGUUGAUAUCAUGGCCCUUGAUUGGGUCAGUGAGGUUCAAGCUGAUCAGUUGGUUCUGCCACCUGGAUCUGCUUUGAGAGUCGCGUUCUUUAAGUUGAAGGAGGGUUUGGGUGAACAAGUUAAAGAUGAGGUUUUGAAGGGUAUAAGUGGAAUUCGACAUGAGAAGGUUGUUCAGUUUACUUUUGGGGAAAAUUUCUCUGUUGGUAGAGACAAAGGAUUUUCCUUUGCUUCGGCUGCGGUUUUUGCGGGUUUAAGUGAAUUGCAGGAAGCUGAUUCGGAUGAGGAAUUUGGGAACUAUUACAUGACUGAUAAGAUUAAGGAGAAUCUGGAUACAGUACUGCUCCUUGAUUAUCUGUCACAUAGGCAAACAACGUCUUGA
Messenger RNA from Cicer arietinum (chickpea), 669 nucleotides. RefSeq names its product stress-response A/B barrel domain-containing protein DABB1-like. NCBI's taxonomy places the organism in Eukaryota, Viridiplantae, Streptophyta, Magnoliopsida, Fabales, Fabaceae. The record is from RefSeq and is a predicted model, not a curated record.